AUGAUGAUCACAACCGCCUUCCUCUCCUGGCCCACAGCCUACUUCCUCCAGCUCCCCUCCCUUCCCCUUGGUCCGCCCCCCGCGCGCCCACUCCUCUUCAUCCGCGGCAUUGCAGGCGCAAUCGGCAUAUGGGGGUUCUACUACUCCCUGCGGAGUCUCGCGUUAUCGGAAGCUAGUAUUAUAAACUUCCUUUCACCUACACUCGCUGCGCUGCUGUUAUCCCUCCUCCCCUCCUCCUCUACCUCGAGCUCGGGGAUCUCCCUCGCACAGCUCGCCGCAGGAGGGAUCUCGAUGGGCGGCGCAGUCUGCGUGCUGCAGCCCUGGAUCACGCAACCCGAGGUGGGAGGUGGACACCGCGCGCUCGCCAUCCUCGCAGCAGUGGUCGGCGUCGCGGGCGGCGCCGUAUCCUACGUCGCGAUGGCGCGGCUGGGGGACAGCGUGCACCCCGCCCACACGCUUGCCUACUUCUCCACCACCACCGCGGUGCUGAGCGCCCUGCUCAUUCUCGUCCAGUGGCAGCCGCUGCACCUUCCGUCCGCCCCGAUGCAAUGGGGUUUGACUCUUCUGUUAGGCGUCCUAGGCUUCGCCAUGCACUGGCUUAUGACCGCCUCCCUAGCGCAGGCCGACGACGCAAAACGCCCGUUGAACUUCGUAUAUACGCAGAUGGUGUUUGCAAUGGUAGCAGAUAGAGUGGUGUGGGGUGUCGGGUUCGACGUGUGGAAGUAUCUGGGCGGAGCGCUGAUUAUUGCGAGCGCAGUGUUUGUUGCGUCGACGGCAGAGAAAAUGAGCCACCAGUAUGCGCUCGUGGAUGGGCAGGGUGCGGCGGAAGAGGAUGAGGUGGAGCUUGAGAUGGGAAAAGAGCGGGCGGACGUGGCAGUAGCGAAAGACGUCGAGCCGUGA
Messenger RNA from Paraphaeosphaeria sporulosa, 900 nucleotides. RefSeq lists its product as uncharacterized. The record is from RefSeq and is a predicted model, not a curated record. Bases 1 to 900 code for a protein of 299 amino acids. Gene Ontology annotation, cellular component: membrane. The transcript has a single exon. Lineage: Eukaryota; Fungi; Ascomycota; Dothideomycetes; Pleosporales; Didymosphaeriaceae.